GCUGCCCUUCUAUCCCCCUGAUGCCGAUCGAGGGAGACUGCGUUUCUGAUGGUUUUCUCCCUCGCGGUUGCUUAAUUCGCUUGGGGUCGUAGAUCUGCCACCGGAGGGGGGUGGCUGUUGCUCCGCCGCCGGCCACCUCUGGCGGCCGGGGUGGUAGAUCCGCGCGCCCCUGCUUGCGCGUGCUUCAAUCUUAACAAGAAAGAAAAGAAAAUGUCGCGUGUGAUGUCAUGUGGAGGCAAGGUCCAUGCACCUGCAGAGAAGUUGUUUGCCUUUGCAGAUUUCUCUUAUAUGUAUAACCACACCGGACAUGAGGGAAUCGCCUUCAACGCAGGGGGAGCCAUCUACUUCUGCAGCGGUUGAUGAUAGCUAUUCAGACAACAGGGUUGAAGAUUCACAACUGUUCCUCUCCGUCCCAUCUUUAAACCAAGCUGCAUCUUAUCUUGCCCAGACAGCUUCAUAUCUCACCCAGUGCCUCCCUGUACCUGGUUACGUUGGUCUAUCUGAGGAGGGCCAAGAAUUAGUAACACUGCCACCAGUAUCAGCUGCUAGCAGAUCAUCUGUUCAGGCUUCUUCCAUAGAGUCAGCUGGCACUAACUCAUCCCUCGCUCAGGCAGAUUGUAGCGGAAGCUCCUCUCAAGAAAACUCAGGACACAUGGUACCUUCACGUGUUUUCCAGAAUGGAACCUCAUUGUUUCAAGGACUUGUAGAGAGUGCUCGGAAAACUGUCCGUGGUUCAGCAGAUGAUAUCGGCUGGCUCCAGCGGGAUCAAGGCUUGCCUACAACUGAGGAUGGGACAACCAGAUUCUUGGAGAUUCUGGACUCUGUGAGAAAAAAUGAGCACAAGCUACCCCAUUCGAUGGUUUAUUUGUUGGUUCCAGGUUUGUUUAGUAACCACGGGCCGCUUUAUUUUGUCAAGACAAAAUCAUACUUCUCCAAAAUGGGUCUGGCUUGUCACAUCGCCAAAAUUCAUAGUGAGUCUUCAGUAAGUAAAAACGCGAGAGAGAUAAAGGAAUACAUAGAAGAAAUAUACUGGGGAUCAAGGAAACGUAUUCUACUUCUUGGUCAUAGCAAGGGCGGCGUAGAUGCGGCUGCAGCCCUCUCCCUCUAUUGGCCACAACUGAAAGACAAAGUUGCAGGUUUGGUAUUAGCCCAAAGUCCAUAUGGGGGAAGCCCAGUUGCUUCAGAUAUCCUUCGCGAGGGGCAGCUUGGUGACUACGUCAGGUUGCGUAAACUCAUGGAAAUGUUGGUAUCCAAAGUCCUUAAGGGUGAUCUGCAGGCUCUAGUAGAUCUGACUUAUGAAAGGAGGAAAGAAUUCCUGCGACAGCACCCGUUACCCCAGGAGGUUCCAAUUGUAUCAUUCCACACAGAGGCAAGGAUCACCCCUAGCGUGCUCACGGCUCUCUCUCAUGUUGCACAUUUGGAGCUCCCGAUUGCUGCCGAUGGCAAUUCCACCCGAAUCCCAGUUGUAAUGCCACUUUCUGCUGCAAUGGCAGCAUGCUCACAACUGCUGGUGGCAAGGUAUGGUGAGAAGAGUGAUGGUCUUGUGACGAGGAAGGAUGCUGAGGUUCCUGGAUCAGUGUUGGUCCGGCCAGAGAGGAAUCUAGACCAUGCAUGGAUGGUGUAUUCCUCGCUGAAAGACGAGCCUGGGGAUCAGGCAGACACAUCGCAGGUAUGUGAAGCCCUGCUAACUCUGCUUGUGGAGGUUGCACAGAAAAGGAGGCAUGAGAUAGCCAUGAAAGAUGAGUGAAAGUAUUAGUGUUGCCCUGAGAUAUGUCUGUAAUGGUAGACUUUCGUUAUUGCUGGCUGUACAGUGUUGUGUCCAAACCAAUGUUCAAAGUGCUUCUGGACCUGCUUUUCUUUGGUUUACAGAAGCUUAUGAAUGAUCUUGCAUAUCAUGUGAAUUUUAAAGGUGGAAAAGGCAACGUUAGAAGUGGUUGCCCCCUUCUAACUU
Phragmites australis (common reed) is the source of this 1951-nucleotide messenger RNA. RefSeq lists its product as uncharacterized. The transcript is spliced from 9 exons. The record is from RefSeq and is a predicted model, not a curated record. Lineage: Eukaryota; Viridiplantae; Streptophyta; Magnoliopsida; Poales; Poaceae. The coding region runs from base 245 to 1747 and encodes 500 amino acids.